CAUAAACUUCAAUCACCAACACACUGUUGCUAAUUCAUUCCAAAAUACUGAAUAUUAUUUGUUUUUUCUCUUUUAAUCUUUACUUGAUUUAGAAACAUCUCAGAUACAGAACACGCACACAGCCUAGUCGAGAUUUAGAUAGGUGAAAGGAGCGACAGUUAAACGCACAUAUUCGAAGUUAAUCUCAGAUCAAUUCAGUAUAGACCUCGAUACUAAAUUAUAUUGUCCAUAAGUCGUGUGCAAUCUGUGCAAAACAUGCCCGUGCCAAAAUCCUUUACGUGGCAGACAGUUCGGUGCGUGUUGAUUGUAUUAAGUUUUGUCGGUGGCUUUCUGGUGCAGAUAGUAGAAACACAGGAUCCCGAAACGGAAACACGACCUUGGUACGAGACCCUACCAGCAGUUGCCAUGGAUUACAAGGUUCACAUCGAAGCGGGCAAAGAGGAUUGCUACUUCCAAUAUGUGCAGCCGGGUAGUACUUUCUACGUCAGUUUUCAGGUUAUUCGGGGAGGUGACGGAAUGGCCGGAUUUGCCGUACGAAAUCCCAGAGGCGAGAUUGUUCACCCAUACCAGUGGCAAGCGUCCAGUGACUUCACUGACGGAUCGUCGAUGGGUGGAUAUUAUGCGGUGUGCAUCGAUAACCAGUUUGCUAAGUUCGCCAGCAAACUGGUAAAUCUUUACCUGACGGUGAUCCGGUAUGACGAGUGGGAGAAGUACACGAAAGAGAUUGAGGAUUUGAAUGUCAAUAUGAACAAUUUUACGAACACCAUUUCCACGGUGGAACGAAAUUUGAACGCCAUGUUCCAGUACCAGGCGUACUCACGAAACACGGAAGCACGAGACUAUGCACUAAUAACCGAUAACAACUCGUACGUACUUCACUGGUCUAUCCUGCAGAUCGUGGUCAUCAUCUUGACAACAUCGGUUCAGGUGUACUUCGUGCGGAAACUGUUCGACAUCAAGAGCGGUUCCAGCAAAAUGAGAAUCUAGACGGUUGAGAGUUCAACAGCGUAAAUGGUUGUGACACGGAUGUAGGUGCGAUUCGCUAAUCAUUCCUGGCGUGAGUCGGUACGCACACAUUAAUUCGAAUUAAUCCGAUAGAAUGUUCAUACUUAAGGAGAUAUUUACAAAUUUUGUUUUAUUAUACAAUGAUUUUACGUUGUAAAGAGCAGUAAGACUUCCCGUGAAAUUAUAUCGAUUUGAAUGUACUUUGUAUUGCAGGUACUACAAUGUUGGUUCGUAUGUUUGUCCAUUAAAAAAAACAAUGUUGAUUUUAGUAAUAAACGAUUGAAAACAA
Malaya genurostris is the source of this 1294-nucleotide messenger RNA. RefSeq names its product transmembrane emp24 domain-containing protein 5 (gene loj). The transcript has 3 exons. Lineage: Eukaryota; Metazoa; Arthropoda; Insecta; Diptera; Culicidae. The coding region runs from base 256 to 987 and encodes 243 amino acids. Gene Ontology annotation, biological process: Golgi organization; intracellular protein transport; endoplasmic reticulum to Golgi vesicle-mediated transport. The record is from RefSeq and is a predicted model, not a curated record. Gene Ontology annotation, cellular component: endoplasmic reticulum; Golgi apparatus; COPII-coated ER to Golgi transport vesicle.